Messenger RNA from Exserohilum turcica Et28A, 1473 nucleotides. RefSeq lists its product as uncharacterized. Bases 1 to 1473 code for a protein of 490 amino acids. Lineage: Eukaryota; Fungi; Ascomycota; Dothideomycetes; Pleosporales; Pleosporaceae. The record is from RefSeq and is a predicted model, not a curated record. The transcript has 2 exons. Gene Ontology annotation, molecular function: FAD binding.
AUGCGCUGCGCUCUGCUUCUGCUGCUGAACGCGGCUGUCUGUGCGGCUGGGGCCCCGUUCAAUUGCUGCCAAAGUCUCAAAACCAAAGUCCCAGGUCAGGUUUUUUUGAGCAAUGAGGCUACAUAUAGCGAUCUCAAUAAUCAGCGCUGGUCCAACACGAGCAUCCUCGCACCUGGCUGCGUCUUUCAGCCAAAGACGGUUGGAGAUGUAUCCAAAGGCGUCAAGCUACUCUCGACAAACUCGUGCCCCUUUUCAAUCAAGUCUGGUGGCCAUAAUCCGAUCCCGGGUGCCAACAACAUUGAUGGUGGUGUUUCGAUAGUGCUUGGUGCUCUCAAUCAGGCUGAGCUCGCUCCGGAUGGAACGACUGUACGCCUGGGAGCUGGUGCUAGGUGGGGUCAGGUGUACAAAGCGUUCGCUGACAAAGGUCUGCUUGUUCCGGGCGGCCUGUGUGGAGGCACUGGGAUCGGCGGUGUAUCCACAGGCGGUGGAGAAUCAUACCUGCUUGCCAGCCAUGGAUGGGUUGUGGACAACGUAGUCAACUACCAAGUGGUGCUGGCUUCGGGCGCUAUAGUCGAUGCAAAUCAGAAGAGCAACAGUGCGCUUUUCAAAGCGCUCAAGGGUGGUGGCAAUAACUUUGGGGUUGUGACGCAAGUUGAUGUCACCGCCAUCAAGCAGCCCAAGAUAUGGGGCGGUUCGAUCCUGCUACCAUACUUUCCAGACUCGGCCAUUGCAUCUCUCAAUGCAAUUGUCAACUUCACAACCCUCAGCAACACGCUACCCAACAAUGGUGCGCAGGUGGUCAUCACGUACACUGCAACUGGCCAGGCCCUUAUUGCAUUGUCCCUGGCGAGCACAGACGGCACUGUCAACUCUACCGGUCUGGCUCCCUUGACAUCGCUUCAGCCUCAAAUCGCCAACACAAUGGGCCUACGCACGAUCGGCGAUAUUGUCACUGAACUCGACGCCAACCAGGCCGACGGAUUCCGCGACACGUCUGCAACCAUUACCUUCAAAAACGAUGCAGCCACCCUGUUCGCUGUCCACAAUGCAUCGGACCAAGUCUACCUCAAGUACAACAAGACGGUGAAAUAUCUGGAUUGGGUCAACUUCUAUGUGCCUACUGCCAGGAUCGACUCGACACACGCUGCAGCCCAAGGCGGAAAUGUGCUCGGGCUAGAAGAGAACCCAGAGGAUCUCAUUGUGGCCUUCAUAACGCCGCGAUGGAUCGAUGCUGCCCAGGAUGCCGCCAUGUACGAGAUGGCGAGGGAAUGGGUCGAUGCGGUCAGCAAAGCUGCCGGCGCAAACAGACAUCGCUUCUUAUACCAGAACUUUGCGGCUCCAUCUCAGAAGCCGCUUUGUGGCUAUGGCGCGAAAAAUGUAGAGUUCAUGAAGGAUGUGUCGAGGAGGUACGACCCUAGUCAGACUUUCCAGAAGCUGGUUCCCGGAGGGUUCAAGAUCAGCAAGGCUUGCUAG